GUUACGAAAAGUAAAUUCGACAAUUUGUAUGGAUGCCGUGAAUCGUUGAUCGAUGGUAUCAAACGGGCUACGGAUAUUAUGAUUGCUGGUAAAGUAUGCUGCGUUGCUGGUUACGGUGAUGUCGGCAAGGGUUGUGCUCAGGCAUUACGUGGAUUUGGCGGUCGUGUACUUGUCACCGAAAUUGAUCCAAUCAAUGCACUUCAAGCAGCAAUGGAGGGCUAUGAAGUGACAACCAUCGAUGAAGCAUGCACAGAGGCAUCGAUUUUCGUCACAACCACCGGAUGCAAGGACAUCAUCACCGGCAAACACUUCGAAAGCAUGAAAGACGAUUCGAUUGUUUGCAACAUUGGUCACUUUGACUGUGAAUUGCAAGUUGCAUGGUUGGAGAAGAAUGCCAAGGAAAAGAUUAACAUCAAACCACAAGUGGAUCGUUAUAGCUUGGCCAACGGACGUCACGUUAUCGUUUUGGCUGAAGGACGUUUGGUGAACUUGGGGUGUGCUAUGGGACAUCCAAGUUUCGUCAUGUCAAACUCAUUCACAAAUCAAGUUCUCGCUCAAAUCGAACUAUGGACCAAAAAACCAAACGAAUACCCAAUCGGUGUUCAUAUGCUGCCAAAGAAAUUGGACGAAGAAGUUGCUCGUUUGCACUUGGAAAAAUUGGGCGUUAAAUUGACCAAACUGACACAAGAACAGUCAGCAUACAUUCAUGUACCUGUCGAUGGCCCAUACAAACCAGAUCAUUAUCGCUAUUAAACUUCACAUUUUUCGUACAUUAAAUAAAUCAAAUCGGAUUUAUUCAAAUAAAGAUUGUUUUUCGGAAUGAUGAUUUAAAUUAAAAUUUUUCCACCAUUUUGCCACAUUUAAAGUACUGAGUUUUUCUUCUAUAUUUGAGCGGAAAAAAACAAAACUCCUUUUUCUAGGUGUGAAUAAACAAGCUCUGAA
This is a messenger RNA of Sitodiplosis mosellana (orange wheat blossom midge), 942 nucleotides long. RefSeq names its product adenosylhomocysteinase-like. Gene Ontology annotation, biological process: L-methionine cycle. The record is from RefSeq and is a predicted model, not a curated record. The annotation marks the transcript as partial. Gene Ontology annotation, cellular component: cytosol. Gene Ontology annotation, molecular function: adenosylhomocysteinase activity. NCBI's taxonomy places the organism in Eukaryota, Metazoa, Arthropoda, Insecta, Diptera, Cecidomyiidae. The transcript has 2 exons.